AUGGCGACUAUACGAAGGUCUUCUGCGGCGAUGCACGGCGGACAGCUGCACCCGAAACCAAGAGCAGCAAGUCGUAACCAUGGUUACCACAACGGCGGCGGCUUUGACGGGGUCGGACACGGGCGUGGGUUAGAUGGCUGGAGUGCUCACGUCCGCUACUUCCUGGCUCGCUAUCCGCCAGAGACGCGCGACGUCGUUGCUCAGCGCCUGGCGUCGUAUGGCAUCCGGAGCUUGCUGUCUUCCCAUCGGCAGGAGAACCUUUCGCUGGAGGCUCUGCUUGCCGCCACGGAUGCAGCCGAUAGGGAGGUGCUGUCCUCGAUGAGAGAGCACGCGAGGGGCCGGCAGAAGCAGCGAGGGGCGGCGGCCCUGAGUCGGAGCAGAAUGUCAAGCGCUCAAAGGCAGCAGCGGCAGCAUUCUCGCGAUAACGGUGGCAAUGGGGCGGCGCCGACAGAGGUGCUGCGUGAGCGUGUAUUAGCGGACAAGAACAUCGACGCAAGCCCGCCAGCUGCAGCAGGGGCAGUUACAGUCUUCAGGAAGCGGCACGUGGUCGCCGCGCGCCCAGACGUGCUCACGCGCUACCCUUUCGUAGACGACCUGGCGGCGACGCAGGGGGGAGGGGUCGGGGCGGUGAUGCACCAGGCGACGCCCACGACUCCCAUCCAGUACCUAGCCAAGCGGGAGAUCAGGCGGCUGGCUCACGAGGCGUUCCGGGAGCUCAAGGCCUCGGCACUCGGCAUUCGCUUGUCAGACCUCCCGUGCGCCCUUCAGUUCCUCUUCUUCGGCGACUCGGCAUCCCUGUUAACGUCCAAGGGCGGUGGCAGCCGUGGCGGCGAUAGUGGUGGUGGUGCCGGGGGUGCAAACAGGAGUGCCAAGGAUGUCCACCUUGUCAUGGCUCUGGCGCGGGAGUGCCUCCCUCCGACACUCGCACACGCGGCUAGAGACACGAGCACGCUGAGCACCGCGAGCACGCAGGGGGGCUCGGAGGCGGGGUGGAUGCGUGACGGACAGAAUAUGUUCGUGAGCGAGCGGCGCUGGAUCAAGGUGGUCGCGCACGUCAUCCGCCGUCUCUGGGACAUGGACGGCAGGCCCGAGGACGUAGCAGCAGCCGGCGGCGCCGCAGGUACCGCCGCCCAGCGACGGCGACGUACCAUCUCCACCGCCGCCGCCGGUCCGUCGAGGAAGCCGGCCGCCGUGCCCGCUACCGCCGCCCCGUUCGGGAUGGAGUUCCAGCAGCCGGUGUGGAAGCGGGGCGGCGGCGGGCGGUAUCUCAGAGUCACCAGAGCGGACUCCUUCGUGGGGGGGCUUGAGGAAGACUCUCGAUCGGACACUACGCGCUGGGGCGGGUUUUCGGAGACGUCGAGGAUAUCGGCGAGUGACGGUGACGGCGGCCCUUAUCCGGGCGAGGGUGUCGGCGGCGACGACGACGAGGCGUUGCGCGCGUGGGAGGAGGCGGAAGAUUGGGUCGGGGCCGGGAGGUCCAUCGCUCGGGCUCCGGGAGAGGAGCAAGAGGACUACGCGCAAGAGGAGGCCGGGGACCUGUUUGCAGCUGCGAGAGGCUUGGGCGCGGUGCACGGCAGCAGUCGCCGCCGGACACAGAGCGCCGGCGCCGGCGGCGCUGGGAGGGCUAGGCACGUCGGGGUCGGAGGGGCCGGGAGCGGCGCAGACUGGAAGGAAGGGACGCGGCCGGCGGGGAUGUGGGAGGUGUCACCCCCGGCUCACGUUGUGGCGUCGUCGCGGACGGGGAGGGGGCGCAGAGGGCAGGGAGCUCGGCGGGAGAGCGGGCCCGCGUACCUUCGCGGGGUGCAGUCAAGGAUAAGGCCGCAGUUGGACGCCCACAAGGACCGGCUCAGGAAGAUCGCCGGUGCGCGCCGUUCUGCCGUGAGAGAUACCGUCGCUCGCCGUCGCCUGGACCGCCUCGACCGCGGCGGCAACCCUGGUGAUGUCACCCAGGGUUUCCCCGCUGACGGUCGAAGCGGCGUUUCUGGGGACAGGGACAAGGACAGGGACAGGGGAGGUUAUUCCCUGGCCACCGAGUGGGACUCCAACGCCAGGGGCCACACGCCCGGGGAGCACGCUCUGGACAUCGCUGGGGCAUUCCUGGAGUCUUCUCUGAUGACGCGCUUGGCGGGCGGGGAUUGGUUCGACGGCGAAGACAGCGAACAAAUCUCGGCCGGGUCGUCUGCGGCCUGGGAGCCCGAGGGGGCCGUGAGGGUGCCGCUGGGCGGCGGCCUGCGACAAACCAACCACCCUGGCGGUGCACUCCGAGGGAGGUACGACAGCGGCGGUGGGGGCGGCAGUAGGAGCCGGAACGGUCUGUCGAGGAGGGACGACGGUCAGCGCGCGGGUAGGAGGGAAGCCCACACCGGCUGGCUAGGAGACUUUGGGCCCGCACACACGCACACCGUCCGAGAGGUGGCCGGAGAUGUUGAGGAAGAGGAGGAGGAAGGGAGGGGCGAGGAAGAGGAGAGCGGUGAUGGGCGGGCGUGGGGGACGGCGAGCCGGAGGGAUGGCGGUGUAUCACCACCAAGAGACCGCGGCGGUAGCGACGGCAGCACCACCAGCAGGCAGGUUUCGGAGGGCCCCGCGGAGGAGAAGGGCGGAGGAGGGAAGGGUGGUCGUGCGGACGGUGGGGUUGGUGGCGGCGGCGGGAGGGGAGAGGGGAGUGCAAGCGAGGGUGCGCGGGAGGGAGGGGGCGUGGACGAAUCAACCGGGGCCGCCCGCGGGAGUGACGGCGGUGGCGAUACACAAGAGGGAUCCGGUUCGAACGGCCGCGGUAACACCAGCACCAACGAAAACGACGACGCAGACAUAGGCCUGGGCCAAGCAGAAAUGGGCGAUUUCAACGUGGUGGCUCCGUUGGACGGGGGCCUGGAUGCCUACUUGCAGCUGGUCUCCGACGGCAGAGCGGUGGCCGGAGGGGGCGCGGCUGGCGGGGGCGGCGGCGACGAGGAGGGGGGAAGGGAAGGGCCGGCCCUUGGUGGAGGGAGUCCCGGGGGUUACACUGGUGCUACGAGUGGUAGCUGGUGGGAGGAGGAUCGAUCAGCCUUGGAGGGUGGGGAUGUGGUGCCCAGCCCCACCUGA
Molecule: messenger RNA, 3081 nt
Organism: Ectocarpus sp. CCAP 1310/34
Lineage: Eukaryota; Phaeophyceae; Ectocarpales; Ectocarpaceae
Source: the annotation of a GenBank genome assembly